UCAGCUUUAUAUAUUGGUGUAAUUGUUCGUUCUUCGAAAGCCAACGAACACGAACAGCGAACGAACGCGAUCACGAACGGUUCGUUGACACCUUUGCUUUGAAAUCAACACGCAUGAAAGAUUGUCCCGUAAUGUUGAUGUUAACGUUUUGCGAAUGAAUCAAGUCGGGAUUUUCAGAUAUCGAACAGUUUUCAACACCGUCCUCUGUUACCAGCCAAUUGUUGUUGAUCUCCAAUGACGUGGAGUUCUUUCUGUAACGGAUCACGGCCAGAACGCGAUUAUUCCGGCUGAUAGCGAAGUCAAACUCGACUUCCCGUUCAUUGGUCAUCAAUAAAGUGCCAUCACGCAACGAUACAACAGAAAUGCUAAGCGCAUCAUUGGGGGAAAAGUUUUCCCGGAAAACACGAUUCGCCGCAAUUGGUCACCAGAAAUGGCUUGGAAGUCUGGACCGCUCAGCGUGCAUGGUCCAUACGGUUUAACGUAGACUUUCAUCGUGACCUGUAAAACAAUCAACGAAUUUUUUUUAAUAUUUCGAAAUAGUAUGAUGGUUUCAGAACGAAAAAAAUUACGAAAUACGAUGGCAAAUGUGAAUAAAUAACAAGAAUAUUCGAAGUUGCAAUUAUUCCGUGUGAAAUAUGACGUGAAACGAAAUUAAAAAAUUACGAAACUUGUGGAGUCUUCACAAUCUAACACCUGGAAUGUGUUUAUAUCGCACACUUUUCAAACAAAAGUAAAGGAGUUAUUUACUCAAAGUCAACACUCCAUAUCGAUUCUACCACACAUCAACAAAUCGUUUUUCAUUGGAACUUGUUGUUCACGUGCAAAAUUUACAUAUCUACACAUAAUUCGUUUGCAAAUUCCUUCGUAAGGAAUUUAGUUUUGCCGUACGUGGCAUAGUAACGACAAGAUUACAACAUCCCAUUUUUGACUAUAAAUGACACGCUGAAUUCGUGGGCAUUGAAUUAUUAUUCAAGUGAUUUGACUAUAAUAAACAUGUCUAAGCAAUUGAUGGUUUAUUUGAUUGUGGCUGCUGUUUUGGGAGACCAAUUCAGGCAAACUGAAGGUGAUAAGGACUGGCUGACCAGAAUAAAGGGAGCAACUGAAGGUGGUAAGGACUGGCUGACCAGAAUAAAGAGAGCAGUAACACAAAACAAAAAGAACAAAAGCGGCCAGAAGUCUCUUCAUGUUGCUGCUGAAAAUGGUAAAACAUAUGACGCUGAAAAGCUCAUCAAGAAAGGAGCUAAAGUUGAUGCUACAGACGCUUUUAAUCGCAUACCUCUUCAUUAUGCUGCUAAGAAUGGUCAUAAGAACACCGUUGAAAAGCUAAUCAAAGGAGGAGCCACAGUUGAUUUUGAAGAUGAAAAUAUUCAGACACCUCUCCAUUAUGCUGCUGAUUAUGGUCACAUGGAUGUCGUUAAAAAUCUCAUCAGCAAUGGAGCCGAUAUUGAACUUAAAGACAGUCGUAUGUGGACACCUCUUCAUUUAGCUGUUAUGAAAGGUAGUGAUGAUGUCGUUGAAGAGCUCAUCAAGAGAGGGUCCGAUCUUACUGCUAUAGACAUAUCUGAGAAGACACCUCUUCAUAUGGCUGCUGACAAUGACAACUUAAAGCUUGUUCAACUUCUUGUCAACAAUGGAGCCAGUAUUUUUGCCAUAGACGAACGAAAUCGGACACCUUAUCAAAUAGCGUCUGAGUAUAAAUACAAGGAGGUUGCAGACUAUCUCAAGGAGGUUGAGAAGAAAAGACGCGAUUUACAUUAUAAUCAGACACCUCUUCAUACAGCUGCCGAAAAUGGUCAAAAAGAUGUCGCUGAAAAGCUCAUCGUGGAAGGAGCCCAACUUGAUCCUGCAGACGAUUUUCAACAGACACCUCUUCUUUUAGCAGCUAAGAAUGGUCACUUAAAUGUCGUUGAAAUGCUUAUCACGAAAGGAGCCAAAGUUAAUCCAACGGACGUUCAUAAGCGGACACCCCUUCAUUAUGCUGCUACGAAUGGUCACAAGAAUGUCACUGUAAAGCUCAUCAGCAACGGAGCCAAAGUUAAUCCUAGAGACAAUCGUAUGCGGACACCGCUUCAUUUUGCUUCUAAGAUGGGCUAUUUGGAGUUAGUCCGAUUUCUCAUCGACAAAAAAGCCUCUGUUAAGAGUCAAGAUAAAUAUGGGUGGACAUCACUUCAUCUAGCUGUUAUCAAUGAAGAAAAAGAUGUUGUUGAAGAGCUCAUCAAGAGAGGAUCUAAUCUUACUGUUAUAGACCUUCAUGAAGAGACACCUCUUCAUUUAGCUGCUUUGAAUGGCAACUUACAGCUCGUUCAACUUCUUGUUGACAAUGGAGCCAGUAUUAGUGCUACAGACGAUCGUAAUCGGACGCCGUAUAAGAUAGCUGCUGCUAGUAAAAAUUCCAAGGACGUCGCUGACUAUCUUAAGGGGGUUAUCGAGAAAUGACGCGAUGAACAUAAAUGAAAUUUAUUGCAUUAUCAGAUGCUUCCUCUUAACCCUCUUAUGCAUACAACCGCCUCUAGACGGGCAACAUUUGAACGCCUGUAGAACGUAAACCGUACAUCGAUCACAUUGCUUCAAAAGGAAUUUUUAUUUGUUAAUGUUCUGUCUUUAUUUUUGUCUUUGGCAAUAUUUGUCUAUGUAGUGUGAUUGUAAAGUUAUAAACAAAAAUGUGUGCAAAAACAAAAAUUUGACAAAAUUAAUUAUUCGAACUUCACACAAUUAGACACAUUUUUGACACUUUUAAACAAUGGAUUUGAUUGUUCUCUGUUUUAUGUCAAUCUCAUUUCCUGACUAAACCAUGAGGAAUCCAGGAUUAUGAAUAUUUUUUUGAAUAUCUAUGGCCAAAAAUCAACCAAGUACCAGUACUCCUAGCCCUGGGAAAAAUUAAUGCAUUAAAGGGUUAAAUUACUUACGGUACAGAUAUUGAGUAAAAUAUGUUUUUUUUAAAUUUA
Sitodiplosis mosellana (orange wheat blossom midge) is the source of this 2945-nucleotide messenger RNA. Its product is annotated as serine/threonine-protein phosphatase 6 regulatory ankyrin repeat subunit B-like. The record is from RefSeq and is a predicted model, not a curated record. The transcript has 17 exons. The coding region runs from base 994 to 2436 and encodes 480 amino acids. Gene Ontology annotation, molecular function: protein binding. Lineage: Eukaryota; Metazoa; Arthropoda; Insecta; Diptera; Cecidomyiidae.